GUGGAAUUCCCUCAUGCAGGAGUUUGCACUGGAUGCCUUUACAAAGCUGGAUACUCUGGGAGCAGCGUGGGCUGAUGGAGUAGGAACUAGCCUGAGCGAUCUUUACGAGCUGAGAUCCCGCACAUCGCAGAAGGGUUUGUUUCUCCGCGCAAAAGCUGGGACCCUGUAGAAACCUGCUUUAAAAAACAAGUGACCAAAAUACUCAAAUGCACCAGACUUCUUCAUGAACUCGCCAUGAACAUAUUUUUCAUUUUUUUUGGCAGAAACGUGCGUGUAACUUUCUCUGGAGGAACUGAGGAUUUUUGUAGUUGGUCUCCUAGUGUUUUAAAUCUGAGAACCCAGUAGAGUCUUUUCCGCAGUGAUGAGGGAGUGACAAGUUGGAGCUUCUGUCAGUGCACCUGGAAACUGUGAGCAGCUAAAGCCUGCUGCCAAGCCCCCAAUGGGACCAAGGCCAAGCUCCUGCGCUCCUCACAGGGAUGAAGGUAGAGCCAUGUUACCUGCUACCUAAGCUCACUGGUGCUGAUGUGGUUUGUGGAUAUGGUCCCAGACCAGGCUCCGUGCACAGACUCUCAGCUCUGAUCCCACCUGAGACGUUUUAGCGGCAGCAGAGACCCCAGCUGUGGAGUGGGCUCCCCCGACCACCCCGUGACGGAGGGCCUGCAGCGCUGGAGAGUUACUAUGCAGCUUGGACUGCUUGUGGUGGUGGUUUUUCUAAGCUCGAUGGAUCUAACAGGCAGCAGCAAAGUGGUGAAGGGCAAGAGGCAAAGACGAAUCAGCACCGAGCUGAGUCAGGGCUGUGCCAGAGGCUGCGACCUGUGCUCUGAGUUCAAUGGGUGCCUGAGGUGUUCCCCCAAACUCUUCAUCCUUCUGGAGAGGAACGAUAUCCGACAAAUUGGGAUCUGCCUGCCUUCUUGUCCACUGGGAUACUUUGGCCUUCGCAAUACAGACAUGAACAAGUGCAUCAAAUGCAAAAUUGAGAACUGUGAGUCCUGUUUCAGUCGAAACUUUUGCACAAAAUGUAAGGAAGGUUUGUAUUUGCACAAAGGGAGAUGUUAUGUCACGUGCCCCGAAGGCUACGCUGCUGCCAACGGCACCAUGGAGUGCAGCAGUCCUGCACAAUGUGAAAUGAGUGAGUGGGGGCCCUGGGGGCCCUGCUCCAAGAAGAGGAAGCUCUGUGGCUUCAAGAAGGGCAAUGAAGACCGAACCCGGCGGAUUCUGCAGGCUCCCUCUGGAGACGUGUCCCUGUGCCCACCCACCACAGAGGUGCGGAGGUGCACUGUGCAGAAGAGCCAGUGCCCUGAAGGGAAAAGGAAGAAAAAGGAAGAGCAAGGAAAGCAAGAUAAUGGAAAUAGAAAUCGGAAAGACACCAAAGACACUAAGUCUGGCACGAAGAAGAGGAAGAGCAAACAGAGAGGGGCCGCGGUGCCCGUGACGCCUGCCAGCCCUGCCCAGUAGCUGGCCCUGCGUGUCACCCGAUGGCAAGACUCCAUUGCUGCUAUGUAUAUGAAAGCUUUAUUGAACAGAGCACUGCUACACCACACCUACACAUGUCCAGACAGACAUAUACUCCAGACUGAUCCAGAGACCAACAGAGGCCAUGCACACAAUACUUCAGGAGCCUGCACGCACCCCGGGCCCAGGAAGGACAGAAGGACACCGCCGAGGAGAGGAAACUGCCGAGGAGUGGAAGCGCACACAGAGAGGGGAAGCCCAUGGGUCCAGGGCUCUGCG
This is a messenger RNA of Chiroxiphia lanceolata (lance-tailed manakin), 1731 nucleotides long. RefSeq names its product R-spondin 1 (gene RSPO1). NCBI's taxonomy places the organism in Eukaryota, Metazoa, Chordata, Aves, Passeriformes, Pipridae. The record is from RefSeq and is a predicted model, not a curated record. The coding region runs from base 679 to 1455 and encodes 258 amino acids. The transcript has 7 exons.